Biomphalaria glabrata is the source of this 4403-nucleotide messenger RNA. Its product is annotated as beta-1,4-N-acetylgalactosaminyltransferase bre-4-like. Gene Ontology annotation, biological process: carbohydrate metabolic process. NCBI's taxonomy places the organism in Eukaryota, Metazoa, Mollusca, Gastropoda, Planorbidae. The record is from RefSeq and is a predicted model, not a curated record. The coding region runs from base 627 to 2309 and encodes 560 amino acids. Gene Ontology annotation, molecular function: glycosyltransferase activity. The transcript is spliced from 9 exons.
GGACAUGUUCGAGGAUGGAGGACCCCUCAUUUUACCACUCAGUCAUUACGCCCCUAGUCGUGUGUGGUUACGCAAUGAAAAUGCAAUGUAUCAUUGACGCCUUUUCAAAAACAUACACACACGUAAUCUCAAUCGCACUUCAAUAAAAAUGUCUUCACCCAAAUAAAACUUCGUAUUUCCUGGACACAGAAAAUCUUUAACAUUACUCGUAGGUGUGGAUUUUGAUUAAACCUGCCAACUUUGAUUUUGUGAAACCAGCUAAAAUAUGUUUCAGUGCAGAAAGACAAGAGGUGUUUGAAUUGCAAUUCAAACACGUUCAUCUUUCAAACAUCAAAUCCAAUGCAGACUGGACUAGUGAUGAAGUUGAUUGCUGUAAUAAAAUCCGUACAUAAUAAGCAAUAAAAAAAAGUACGCUUAAUACUGUUACAAUGUAACAUAAUGCAUGUUGGGUUUAAUAAAAGUAGAUUCUUAAUUCAAACAUCGCCGUUAGACUACUAACACAAUUGUACCCUACCGUCAGAAAAUGUAAUCGGUUAGUAGAAGAACUAAUGCAUGGUAAAGCUAAAACCAAAAGUGUUCAACUGGAUGCCAGGAUAUUGUUUUUUACUGAACUCUGAGGCACGAAGAUGUCUCAAAGUCAUAUUAAAGACUUCAUCAUCCUGGCAAUGACCAUAACAGUAAUGUCACUUGUGUACAAUAUGCUCUAUAUCACAGACGAAGAAAGUAGUAUUCUCCAAAUUAAAGAUAUGCUCAACAAUUGGCACCGUAAAAGUGUACGCUCAAAAGUAGCAGAUAUGGAAUCCCAUCUUACACACAACAUGGUAGUUACAGCAAAAGGAAUCAGUAGCAUACCUAGUGUGAGUAAUGGAAGACAGACGGGGAAUAUUAAGAACGAACCUCAGUCUUUAGUUGUUUCAUCUGAUUCAUUGUUAGUUAAGAGAAGUGAUUCAAACAUGUUAAAUUCUACCAUGGAUAAAAUUAUCAGCAGUAAUAAAUCAGAGUCUCCUCAUCACAAGCACUCUCAGAGACCAAAUGAGUCGAUCAAAGGUGUGUCUCGAAACACCACAGAGCAAAUAGUGAAAGACAAACCAUCGGUUUUAAAUACAUUCCAGAGACAACCAAAGCCAAAGAUUAAUCACCAAAAACAGAAUGUAGACAAACAGGCAACAAAAGACGCACGUGUAAAACAAAAGGCACAAAACAAUUUAGACUCUGUCAAAGAAAGACAAUCACAAAAAACAAAGGCUGACAGAAAUGAAAAGGAUGAUUACGACUCGGACAGUCCGAAUGAUUUCCGGGAGAAUGUUUUUGAGAACGAGAUCAUGACUAUCGAAGUUGAAAAAGAGUUUUCUUUGGAGAAUGAAAAGACUAUAAACUAUUGUCCAGAAAAGUCUCCUCACCUGCUUGGCAGUUUAAAUGGACUGUACGAUGAAAUUACGAAAGAAGAAUUGAAAAUCGUUUUCCCCGAUAUUGAGAAGGGCGGGCGAAUACGACCCUCUGAUUGUAUUGCAAAGCAAAAACUGGCCAUCAUAAUACCUUAUCGAAAUCGAUACCCACAUUUACACAUCACUCUUCAAAAUCUGCUCCCGAUAUUAAAACGUCAGCAAGUGGAUGCUACUUUCUUUGUUAUCGAACAGGCUCCACCCUCAACGUUUAAUAAAGGUGCAGUCAUGAAUGCUGGCUUCCUUGAGGCUGAGAAACUUGGCAACUUUGAUUGUUACAUCUUCCACGAUGUGGACCUGAUUCCGUUGAAUGAUAGAAAUCUGUACAGGUGUGAGUCCAACCCUAGGCACUACGCUGUGGCUAUGAAUAAGUAUAACUACACGUUACCCUACCCUCAUUUCUUCGGUGGUAUCAACGGAUUCUCAAAGGAACAGUAUCUCAAGGUCAAUGGGAAUUCAAAUCUGUACGUUGGCUGGGGAGGCGAAGACGAUGACAUUAUGUUUAGAUUAAAAAGUAAAAACUACACCAUACUACGCUACCCGCCCCAGAUCGCUCGUUAUCAUAUGAUCAAGCACACGAGAGACAAAGGGAAUGAAGCCAACCCAUUAAGAAUCAGUAUUCUGGAAAACGCCACCAUGAGACUUGAAAUUAAUGGUUUGAACACAGUAAAAUACAAAGUGCUCAAUAUCACAUUCGAUCAUCUGUAUACUUGGAUCACUGUGGCAAUCAAUAAUACAGACAUUUUUCUGAAUGCUCCCUUUAAGAUUCUCAAAAUCGUCUUGGACGCCAAGAAAAAAUGGCGCGAUGAAAAAAUAAAACGAGAUCAAACCAGAACUGAUGCCAAGGGACCAAAAGCAAAACUUUAACUUCCUUAAGUCUAGAAACCAAACCUUUUUUUUUGUUUACCACGCUGUAAUUAUAUUCAUUCCAACAGAUAUCUCUCAGAAGAAGGUUCUGAUCAGCAACUGUAACAAUGAUGCCCUCCGACGGUGUUAUGGCUGUGCCAUAGUAAAUAGCAAUAGUAAUUUUACUACACUCCCCCCCCCCCAUCCUAAAAAAAAGCACUAAUUGAAUAGACCUUUCAUAGUGUAAUAACUUAAGGGAGGCAACGAUAUAGACGAUUAUUUACCUGGGGACAUCACAACAUCAUAGAACAACGUCUGUCUUGAGUACAGCCUCAUCAUAAGCUCUAGACUUGACGGAACUCCCUUAUCUUCUAUUUAAAGUCAACAUCCUUCUCUGUCUAGUCUCUGUCUAGUGUCUAGAGUCUAACAGUGAACACCUUCUCUGUCUAGUGUCUAGAGUCUAACUGUGAGCACCUUCUGCACUAUCUUGGAUGGCGGUGUGCAUAGCAGAGUUAUAACAAUAUCAUCUUUUCCACCCUUUAUACAAUUUCCUUCUUCAGCUUGUAAGUCUUCAUGGGAAUAAAAAAAAUACAUAUUCGGACAUGGUUCUCGAAAACGGCUCUAUUUUCCUAGAAAUGUUUCAGUGUAUAUGUAUCUUUGUGAAAAAGAAUUAUAAGCUAAUCGGCCACAUAAGGAAUACUUAAUUUUACCUUUGGAAGUAUAAUAAUCUAGAAAUUCAAUUUGAUCUGGAGGUCUAGACAAUCUUUAUCAUGAACCCACAUACGUCAGCGGGUAUUCCCGCUUGUUUUCAGUUUAGAGUGCACUAAAUGGAUAGACUUUCAGGAACAGUUUGCGCACCGUCGUCUAAGUCUUGCUCUAUUGGCCAAUCACAAACCUAGAACCUGUCUUUUAAUGUUGCCAUACUAAGAGCAAAGUAAUCGCUCUUGCAAAACGCCAUCAGCAUUGUAAAGGAAGAAUUGUCUUCUUUAUAAUACUAAUGCCCCUCUUCAAGUCACUCCUUCAUGGAACCUAGAUCCUUGAUCCAGGAAUCUGGACAGCUGAUCUAAAAAAAUGGCUAUAGCGACUUUCCUAGAAAUUUUAACAAUUGAUGUAUAUCGCUGAGAAAAGAAUUACUAGCUCGUUGGUCACAUGUUGAAAACUAUAGUUGAACAGUUAUAACUUUUCAAAUUAAAAUUAGCUUGAAUAGAGUUAGAAAAAAAAAGGCAUACGCGUAGACAGCCAUAGCGUUCUGAAAUUAUGCGAUAAAAGAAUAAAUUUAAAGCUGUUUCUAUUUGAUUGAAAGAAUAUCUAAGCUUUAGUAUUAUUUUUUUUACGUAAAUCUAAUAUAGAUUACAUCUAGAUUUAGAAGGAUAUCUAAAUCUAGACUAGAUUUUAAUAAUUGUAAAUCAGAAGUCUAGGUCAAGUAGAUGGCCAUAUACUGAUAAUAUCAAUAGAUAAUCCCCGCUGGCAGAAUUGAUAAAUACGUAUACUCAGACAUAUAUCGGUAACAAAAUCACAGGUUCGAUACCCGGUAGGAACCAAUUAUUAUUAUUAAUUAUGUUUUUAAAUAUUCUAUUAUAUUUUAAGUUGCAUACUGGAGGUAUUGUGUUUUUUUUUAAAGGAAUUUUAAUUAUUUUUUUCUUGUUUAAAAUAAAAAUUAUAUGAUACUUGUUUGUCUAAUUAACAUUACGCAAAUGAAUUCUUUCUGAUACAAAAAUGACGAGACAGUAAAAAUGUUUAUCUCCAUGUAUCUCAAGUUGGCGUGCUGUGAACCCACUAGGAUUUUAACCGCAAAGUUGAGAAUCAAUGGUGUGACAUAAAGAGACUACAGUUCUUUCUUUGUCCCUUACAUAUUUGGGUAGAUCUGGGUAUGGGGCCCUUAGAGACUACACAGACCGGACAGAACCAGAGAUGCCGAUUUCUCCGUCAGAGAUUUAAAGGGUUUUGAGACUAGUCAGUCUUGAGCACUGUUCAUCAUUUUGUUUACGUUACAGUAUUACAAUUAACUAGUUAGUUAAAAAAAACUCGUAGAAAACAAAGGUUAGCUUAUUUUUAAAAAUUGACAUUACAAUAGAAUUAUUUCCAAAAUUAAACUAUUAAGAAUCAUAAAGAAAU